This is a messenger RNA of Xiphophorus hellerii (green swordtail), 2262 nucleotides long. RefSeq names its product tetraspanin 1 (gene tspan1). Gene Ontology annotation, cellular component: plasma membrane. The record is from RefSeq and is a predicted model, not a curated record. The coding region runs from base 1178 to 1900 and encodes 240 amino acids. NCBI's taxonomy places the organism in Eukaryota, Metazoa, Chordata, Actinopteri, Cyprinodontiformes, Poeciliidae. The transcript has 7 exons.
UCUUUCUCGCCUCUCCCUCAUUUUUAAUAUUUCUAUUAAUAGUGUCUCUAAAUUCCAGAUUCCCAGAAAUAAAUCUGAUGCUCUCAACAAUCAGCUUCUACUGGUAAACAGCUGCAAUGUGACACAUUAUUGCCUAUAAAUGCAAUAAAAGGACAAAAAUUACUUUUAAAACAUGAAGUAAGAAAAAUCCCAAGUUUACAGUUUAAAAGCAGAUCAGAGUUAAAGUCCGUUAGUUCCCAAAGUUUCUCUGCCUUUAGCAAACCGAGCAGCGUCGCUAAUGAACGAGACUCACCGGGUCGAAUCCAACCGGGUCAGAACCCGAACAGAACCACAGAUCACUAAUGACGAGCAGGUGAGCAGCAGGAAACUGGCCCUACAAAAUAAAACAGGAAGUUAAAACCGUCAUACUACUGUAUGAGGAGCCGUUUGUAAAGUUACACUGAAAAAAAUUAACAGCAAUAAUUUGGGUUAUUUAGCAAAAACUGGAGGUCAUAUUUCUACCAUGAUUACAAAUAUCACAAUUUCAAACUAAACAUUUAAUCAGCAAGUUACAUAUUUUUGCUUCACUUCAACUUAUCAGCUAGCAAAUUUGCAUAUUUAAAUAUUUAGCUAGCUCGGAGCAACUGAGAUAAUUAGCCAGUUUAGUAUUUAGCUUUCUAACUAAAUAUUCAGCUUAGAUAUUUAAAUAAUAUGUAAUUAGUUUUCUGUUUAACUUUUACCUGAAGCUAAAUAUUUAUGCGAAUAUUAGCUAGCUCAAAGGUAAUGAGAUAACUUUGCUAGCUCACAGCAAACUAUUGAACUUGGAGCUAAUAGCUAGCUUGACCAAAUUCAUUUUUUAGUCUAGAUCUAAGUAUUUAGUUUAUUUUCUCAGUUACUACUAAAUAUUUAGCUUUCUCCCUGCUCUAAGGGCCCCUCCCUGCUCUAACUGCCCCUCCCAGCUCUCAGGGCCCCUCCCUGCUCUCAGGGCCCCUCCCUGCUCUCAGGGCCCCUCCCUGCUCUAAGGGCCCCUCCCUGGCUCUUCAUCUCCUGCUCAGCGUCGCUGCAGGUGGAUUCUGACCUGCAGCUGAAGUUUUCUCUGCUUCCAGGUUUAAUCUGGAUUAUUCUGGAUUGUCCUGCAGUAAUCUGGUUCUGCUGUCUUUCUAAACUCUGUAAACUGUUUUUGUUGCUGCAGAAUAAAAUGAAUCGCUCCACCAGGCAGCUGAUGCUCCUCCUCCACCUGCUGCUGUUUCUGAGCGGCCUCUCUCUGGUUGCCAUGGGAACCUGGGUGACGGCGGGCGGCGGCGGCCCCUUCCUCCACCUGCUGGGGCCGUUCUCCAACCAGCUGCUGCGCUUCCUCAACAUUGGCCUCCUCUGCAUCGCCAUGGGAACCACGCUGGUGCUGCUGGGAGCACUGGGAGGAUGUGCAGCUCACUGGGAGAGCAAGUGUCUGCUGCUGACUUUCUUCUCCAUCGUCCUCAUCAUCUUCAUCUGUGAGACGGCAGCUGGAGUCGUGGCUCUGGCCUACUCCUCCUUCGCUCAAGGCAUCCUCAAGGCGUGGGCGGUUCCUGCGCUGCAGAACGAUUACGGCAGCGAUCCGACUGUCACUGGGAUCUGGAACAACACCAUGGUAGAGUUGAAGUGCUGCGGUUUCUCCAACUACACCGACUUCCUGGGGUCAAAGGUGGAGGAGCAGAACGGGACCGGCCUCCCACCCAGCUGCUGCUCCACCAACAUCGCCCCCUGCAGCCCAGCGGAGGCGGCACGCUCACCUGUCCAGGGCUGCUUUGAUCCCAUCCUGAAGACCCUGAGAAAACACACCUGCGCUGUGGGAGGCGUGGCAGCAGGAGUGGGACUCCUAGAGAUCGCUGCCAUGAUUGUCGCCAUGUACCUGUUCUCUCACCUGGAUGAGAAAGUCAGCUGAAGUUGCUCCUCCCAGCCUGCAGAGGCAGUAGAUCCUGAUGCUGUCCUCCUCUUUGCUGCAACAUAUUUAACACUUCCUGUUGAGGUUUAGCUUGAUUUCAAUUCAGUAGAGAAGUUUUAAAUAUAUCUAUGAACUAUAAAUAUAUUUAACGAAUUAACUGUUUUAUUUGGAUCUUUUCUUACUCAACAUAUUUCUGGUUCCUUUUAUUCCAGAUUUUUUCCAUAGUUCAGGUUUUAUAAGUUGAGUUUCUGUAGAGAAACAGAAUUUUUUUUGGUUCAUGUCAUUUUGCUGGUCUACCAACAGCAACACUACAGUCUCCCACCAGUAGGUGGCAAUAAGUGAAAGAAUGACCUGAAGCAGUA